Molecule: messenger RNA, 3033 nt
Organism: Apiotrichum porosum
Lineage: Eukaryota; Fungi; Basidiomycota; Tremellomycetes; Trichosporonales; Trichosporonaceae
Gene: AMD1
Product: AMP deaminase
Exons: 5
Coding region: 1-3033 (1010 amino acids)
Biological process (GO): AMP metabolic process; IMP salvage
Cellular component (GO): cytosol
Molecular function (GO): AMP deaminase activity
Source: RefSeq, a predicted model, not a curated record
AUGUGUCCCAGGCCGGCGACGUCUCCGGCCGACAUCCCGCCCUCCCGCAUGGAGAUGACCUCGUCCCGUCCCCACACCCCGCGCCAUGGCGACGAGGACGAGGACGACCCUUCGCCUCCCGAGUCGCGCGCGUCCCCGUCCUUUUCGUUCCACGAGGAGAAGCGCAUGCUCAAGUCGGACGAGUACUUUUUGAGCCACAAGCUCGCACGUCUCCCGCCCGCGGCGCUGUCCAUCUCCACGUCGCCCAGCGCGUCGAUGUACCUCGACCCCUUGGCGUCUCCGUCGUACACAAUGAAUCAGCACCGUCCCCUCCAGCUUGAUGAGGAGGAGGAGGCGUAUGCGGCCAAGGACGAUGAGGAGCCCGAGUCCUCCUCGCAGGCUUUCCCCGGAAAGAGGCGGAGCACGAUGCUGUCCCCGUCCGGCGUCGAGAACGGUGACUUGGACCCGGCUGGGAUCUUGAUUCACCGUGUUGAGCGCGACAAGGACGAGCGCCUUGACCUCGAGGAGGAGAAGCGCGAGAGGGCCAUUGAUGGCAUGUCGCCGAUUCCGCUCGAAAAUGACCGCGUCAAUAACCCGCAAUUUGACACUGUCAAGGCGUUUGCCGAGUCAGGUGUCGGCAGUGAACUCGAGGCGCUUUACGCCGCCUUCUCCAAGUGUCUCGAGCUGCGUGACAAGUACAUUGAGCUCUCUGGCCAGCGCCUCGGUGACAACCCGCGCGACCAUGACGGUACCUUUAACGGCUUUGUGCGCGGCACCGGCGACGUCAUGGGCUGCAAGCCCGACAUGGACCCCAACACCACCCAGCUCCCCUCGGACCCCAAGGACAAACGGUGGCAGAUGAACCCUCCUCCCCCGCCUCCACACUGGAAGUGGACUGCGGCAGCCGACGGACCUGUUGUCGAGCAGAAUGUGCCUGCCGUCAAGACACUGGGCGGUAUCCCCGACGUGGUUCGUCGCGGGUCGCAGACGGCCUUGGACCGCUUCUCGCGCAAGGACUGUGAUGUCCCUGGCCCCGAGGUGGCGAGCAACCGGUGCCGCUUCGAACUCAAUGACGAAGGUGUCUUCAUGGUCUACCCCAUCAACCAGGAGGAGGUCGACACCAGCACCAAGGCUGAGGUGGACGCCAACGGCAAUGACGUCAAGCCAGCGCCCAAGCCGCUCUCCCGCGUGCCCCGUCUCAAGGAGUACUACUCGGACCUCGAGUACCUCCUGGACGUGUGCUCUGAUGGCCCAGCAAAGUCGUUUGCGUUCCGCCGUCUCAAGUACCUCUCGUCCAAGUGGACCCUCUACACUCUGCUCAACGAAUACCAGGAGCUGGCCGACAUGAAGGCUGUGCCGCACCGUGACUUUUACAACGUCCGCAAGGUCGACACUCACAUUCACCACUCGGCGUCCAUGAACCAAAAGCAUUUGCUCCGUUUCAUCAAGAGCAAGCUCCGCAAGUCGCCCAACGAGACCGUCAUCCACCGUGACGGCAAGGACCUGACCCUCGCCGAGGUGUUCGAGUCGCUCAACCUCACGGCCUACGACCUCUCGAUCGAUACCCUCGACAUGCACGCGCACCAAGAGUUCCACCGUUUCGACCGCUUCAACAACCGUUACAACCCCACGGGAUCGUCGCGUCUGCGUGAAAUCUUCCUCAAGACCGACAACCUCCUGCAGGGCAAGUACCUGGCAGAGUUGACCCAGGAACUCAUCACCGACAUGGAGCAGAGCAAGUACCAGAACGUCGAGUGGCGUCUCUCGAUCUACGGUCGCAACAUGAACGAGUGGGACAAGCUCGCCAAAUGGGUCAUCAACAACGAGCUCGUCUCGCACAAUGUCCGCUGGCUCAUCCAGGUGCCCCGUCUUUACGAAGUGUUCAAGGGUGGCGGUCUUGUCAACAACUUUGAGGACAUUGUCAAGAACGUCUUCCAGCCUCUCUUCGAGGUCACGGCCGACCCGACGUCGCACCCGGAGCUGCACAUUUUCCUGCAGCGCGUGAUCGGCUUCGAUUCCGUCGACGACGAGUCCAAGCCCGAACGCCGCCUGUACCGCAAGUUCCCCACGGCCCAGAUGUGGGACACAAAGCAGUCGCCGCCAUACUCGUACUGGAUCUACUACAUGUACGCCAACAUUGCGUCGCUCAACUCGUGGCGCAGGAAGCGUGGAUUCAGCACGUUUGUCCUUCGCCCCCACUGCGGUGAGGCCGGUGACCCGGACCACUUGUCCAGUGCCUUCCUCACGUCCCACUCGAUCUCGCACGGUAUCCUCCUCCGCAAGGUCCCGGCACUCCAGUACCUGUUCUACCUCAAGCAGAUCGGUCUGGCCAUGUCGCCGCUCAGUAACAACGCCCUGUUCCUGACGUACGAGCGCAACCCCUUCAAGGACUUUUUCAAGGUCGGCAUGAACGUCUCGCUGUCCACGGACGACCCCUUGCAGUUCCACUUCACCGCCCAGCACCUGCUGGAGGAAUUCUCGUGCGCGACGCAGAUCUACAAGCUCACCGCGGCGGACAUGUGCGAGCUGGCGCGCAACAGUGUCGUGCAGUCUGGAUGGGAGAUGCAGGUCAAGAAGCACUGGAUCGGCUCGCGCUGGUUCCUGCCCGGUGCGGCCGGAAACGACAUUCACAAGACGAACGUGCCCAACAUCCGUCUCGCGUACCGCCACGCCACGCUCCUGGAGGAACUCACGCUAAUCCAGCACGGCCGCAUGACGCCCUCGCACACUCCCGGACCCAUGACGCCCGUCAACCCCGCGGCGCCACCCAGCCCCGGUGCCGGUCCCGCUGCUGCUCCUCCCGCGGCCGUCGCCAACGGGUCCCCCUCCGCCGUCGCCGCCGCGGCCAUCGCGCAGACAAAGGCCAUGUUCGACGGCGCACACCCCGAGCUUGGGCCCGGCGCGUCCGUCCUGCACAACCGCCACAGGAAGCGCAGCCAGAGCAACCUCCAGGCCAACAGGCCAUCGGGCCCCAGCGGCCUGCACAUGACUCGCCCGCAGGACGGCGACAGCGCCGAGGACAGUGCUGUCGACACCGCCAACGGUGCGGCCUAA